Messenger RNA from Penicillium waksmanii, 1590 nucleotides. RefSeq names its product MFS transporter. The transcript has 5 exons. The record is from RefSeq and is a predicted model, not a curated record. Gene Ontology annotation, biological process: transmembrane transport. Bases 1 to 1590 code for a protein of 529 amino acids. Lineage: Eukaryota; Fungi; Ascomycota; Eurotiomycetes; Eurotiales; Aspergillaceae. Gene Ontology annotation, molecular function: transmembrane transporter activity.
AUGGAUCUGGAAAGUUCCGCAGGUGGCCUCACCGAGGUCAUGGACAAAGACAAAGCCACAUCUAAGAUUCCCAAUAGCCCCUCGCUUGGGGAACGUUCGAUCGACCAUGGGGAAAAUGACCUGUUGGGCAGGGAAGUUGAUCAAGUGCUCGCAGCGAAGAUGGUGAUUGUCAACGACGCCAUCGAUGAAAUUGGAUUUACAAGUCACCACUGGAAACUGUUCUGUUUGAAUGGCUUCGGGUACGCUGUCGACUCGCUCAUCCUGCUUAUUCAGUCCAUCAUCUCAGCCAAGGCCAGGCUAGAAUUCCAGCCCAGCUACGCGACGGGUCUGACAAUUGCGGUUUAUGUUGGUAUGCUGGCUGGCGCCAUCUUCUGGGGAUUUUCGGCCGAUAUCAUCGGUCGCCGCUUUGCAUUCAACGUGUCCCUUUUCGUUUCCUCGAUCUUCACGGUAGUGGCUGGGGCUGCCCCGUCGUGGAUUACACUGGGGUUGUUUAUUUCCCUGAGUGCAUUCGGCGCAGGGGGAAACCUUGUCCUGGAUACAACGGUCUUCCUUGAAUAUCUUCCCAGCAAGAAUCAAUGGCUUUUGACACUCAUGGCGGCUUGGUGGGGCCUCGGUCAACUAAUUGCAGGCCUCUUUGCAUGGGCUUUCCUUCCAAACUACUCCUGUUCUGAUGCAGCCACCUGUACAAGAGAGAAUAACCAGGGUUGGCGGUAUGUCUGGUACACUUCGGGGGCUUUUGUCUUUAUUCUCUCCGUUCUUCGGAUCACCAUCGUUCGGCUGCAGGAGACACCAAAAUUUCUCGUCGCGGAAGGAAAGGAUGCAGAGGCCGUUCGAGUGCUCCAGGAUCUUGCCACACAGUAUAAUCGUCCGUGCAGCAUUAGCGUAGAGCGCCUGGAGGCCUGCGGUGCAUCUCAUCGCCACGAGACCACCGCAACCGGAAUGACAAAACGGCUCAUUUCUUCCAAAGAAGUUAUUUACCAUUUGCAGGGGCUCUUCGCAACCAAAAAGAUGGCCAUCUCCACCACACUGGUGUGGUUCUCCUGGCUUCUCAUCGGCCUCGCCUAUCCGCUAUACAAUGUCUUCUUGCCAACAUAUCUCGCAUCGCGUGGUGCGAGCUUUGGCCAAGCGAGUGACUAUAUCACCUGGCGCAACUAUGCUAUCAACAACACUUGCGGUAUUUUCGGUCCUGUCCUAGCGGGGCUCAUGUGCCGCUCACCUUGGUUCUGGGGCCGCCGUGGAACAAUGAUAAUUGGCGCCAUUAUUACUAUGGUAUUUUUCUUCUGCUACACUCAAGUACGCACAGCCAGCCAGAAUCUCGGUUUUACAUGUACGAUUUCGUUCUGUUUGAACAUAUAUUACGGUACACUAUAUGCAUAUACACCCGAGGUUUUCCCUUCCGGUCACAGAGGCACCGGCAACGGGGUUGCUAUUGGUCUCAAUCGUAUUAUGGGUAUAGUGAGUGCUGUGGUUGGAGAAGCCGCUGAUACCACAACCCCUGUUCCAAUUUUCAUAUGUGCAGCACUGUAUAUCGUCAUGGCUAUUGUGGCUGGUGCAUUUCCCUUCGAGCCGUACGGCCGACGCAGCAGCUAA